This is a messenger RNA of Ilex paraguariensis (yerba mate), 243 nucleotides long. NCBI's taxonomy places the organism in Eukaryota, Viridiplantae, Streptophyta, Magnoliopsida, Aquifoliales, Aquifoliaceae. The record is from the annotation of a GenBank genome assembly.
AUGACUUUUUUGACACGAGUUCUCAAAGCUGGAGUAACGUCUCAAGUUGGAGUAACGUCUCAAGCUGUGAAGCACAAAAGAUUCAGUACCAACCCAUCUGUCAUCCUAAACUUUGGGUUCAUCUUGGGGUGGUUUUGCUAUAAAAAGAGGGCUUGGGGUUCUAUUGCAUUGCCACUCACAGAAGAGUAUCUCUCAAAAGGGUCUCUUUUUCUUCAAUUUCUGAUCAGAUUUUGGUGGUCUUGA